UGGUGUUGGUGCUCGCGGGGCCGCGGCGGAGGGCAUCGUGCUACCUGGCUCGCUCCUGCGUGCCCGCAGGUCGGCGCGCUAGCCCAGCUGAGCGGCGACCGGGGCUGCGGGGCUGCGGGGCUGCACUCUCCACUACCGCCCCCUGAGAAGCGGAGACAGCUAGUCCCAGCUUCGGGAUGAGGAGCGGGCGAACUUGACGAGCCCCCCCCCGCCCCACGCUGCGCCUCUCGCGUGCAGAGGUGCGCUGCGCUCUCCAGGAGGUGCCCGCACGCGGCCCUGCUCCAGGGGCUGCAGCCAGAGGUCUGUCGCGCGUGUUUGUUUGCCAAAGGAGCCGCCCCGGGGAGAAGACUCGGGGGGAGUUGUCUCCCCAGGGGAUACCUGCAGCCCAGGCGGGGGGUUCGGGCGGCCUGGAUGCACGGGACCCAGCCCCGCAGCCGCUGACGCCGGGCGGCGGCGAAGUUUGGCUGCUGAGCGGCGCGGCGCGAGGCCACUGGACAGCGGGCAACCAGGCGGCCGCGGCAGCGGGAGCGAUGCCGGUGGGGGGCCUGUUGCCGCUCUUCAGUAGUCCCACGGGCAGCGGCCUGGGAGGCGGCCUGGGUGGGGUGCUCGGCGGCGGCGGCGGCGGCGGCGGCAGGAAGGGGUCGGGCCCCGCCGCCUUCCGCCUGACGGAGAAGUUCGUGCUGCUGUUGGUGUUCAGCGCCUUCAUCACGCUCUGCUUCGGGGCGAUCUUCUUCCUGCCCGACUCUUCCAAGCUGCUCAGCGGGGUCCUGUUCCACUCCAGCCCCGCCCUGCAGCCGCCCGCCGACCACAAGCCCGGGCCCGGGGCGCGCGCCGAGGACGCGGCGGAUGGGCGAGUCCGGCGCGGCGAGGAGGGCGCGCCCGGGGACCCCGCGGCCGCCCUGGAGGACAACUUGGCCAGGAUCCGCGAAAACCACGAGCGGGCUCUGAGGGAAGCCAAGGAGACCCUGCAGAAGCUGCCCGAGGAGAUCCAAAGAGACAUCCUGAUGGAGAAGGAGAAGGUGGCCCAGGACCAGCUGAGUAACAGGGUGGGGUUCAAGAUGCUGCCCCGGGUGUACUUAGCACCCCUCGUCGGGGCUAUUGACCGGGAGCCGGCCGACGCCGCCAUCCGCGAGAAAAGGGAAAAGAUCAAAGAGAUGAUGAAACAUGCUUGGAAUAAUUAUAAACGUUAUGCCUGGGGAAAAAAUGAACUGAAACCUGUAUCUAAAGGAGGCCAUUCAAGCAGUUUGUUUGGUAAUAUCCAAGGAGCAACAAUAGUAGAUGCCCUAGAUACACUUUUUAUUAUGAAAAUGAAAGAUGAAUUUGAAGAGGCAAAAGCGUGGGUUGAAGAAAAUCUAAAUUUUAAUGUGAAUGCUGAAGUUUCUGUUUUUGAAGUAAAUAUACGCUUUGUUGGUGGACUAAUCUCAGCUUACUAUCUGUCUGGAGAAGAGAUAUUUCGAAAGAAAGCAGUGGAACUUGGGGUAAAAUUGCUACCUGCAUUUCAUACUCCCUCUGGAAUACCUUGGGCAUUGCUGAAUAUAAAAAGUGGGAUUGGAAGGAAUUGGCCCUGGGCCUCAGGAGGCAGCAGUAUUUUGGCAGAAUUUGGAACUCUGCAUUUGGAGUUUAUACACUUGAGCUACUUAUCAGGAAACCCCAUCUUUGCUGAUAAGGUAAUGAAUAUUCGAACAGUACUGAACAACCUGGAAAAACCACAAGGCCUAUAUCCUAACUAUCUGAAUCCCAAUAGUGGACAGUGGGCUCAGUAUCAUGUAUCAGUUGGAGGACUUGGAGACAGCUUUUAUGAAUAUUUGCUAAAGGCAUGGUUAAUGUCUGACAAGACAGAUCUACAAGCUAAGAAGAUGUAUUUUGAUGCUAUUAAGGCAAUUGAGACUCACUUGAUCCGGAAGUCACGUAACGGACUGACUUACAUCGCAGAGUGGAAAGGGGGCCUCCUGGAACACAAGAUGGGCCAUCUGACCUGCUUUGCGGGAGGCAUGUUUGCGCUCGGGGCAGACGACGCUCCUGAGGGUCUGACCCAACACUACCUUCAACUCGGGGCUGAAAUUGCCCGUACCUGUCAUGAAUCUUACAAUCGCACAUUUGUGAAACUGGGACCAGAAGCUUUCAGAUUUGAUGGUGGUGUUGAAGCCAUUGCUACGAGGCAAAAUGAAAAAUAUUACAUCCUACGGCCAGAAGUUGUUGAGACUUACAUGUACAUGUGGCGACUGACUCAUGAUCCAAAGUACAGGAAAUGGGCCUGGGAAGCUGUAGAGGCCCUGGAGAAACACUGCAGAGUGAAGGGAGGCUACUCAGGCCUCAGGGAUGUUUACUUCCAUAAGGAGAGCUACGAUGAUGUGCAGCAGAGUUUUUUCCUGGCAGAGACACUAAAAUAUUUGUACUUAAUAUUUUCUGAUGAUGACCUACUGCCACUGGAACAUUGGAUCUUCAAUACCGAGGCACAUCUUCUCCCUGUACUCUCUAGGAAUAUAAAGAAAGUUGAAGUCAAUGAGAAAUAAAAAGACAUCUUAUAUUUUACUCUCCUCCGCUCCCUUCGCUGCAUACCUUAAUAAUUCUUUUCCUGGUGAUCAGGCACACGAUGAAUUUUUAUUAAUAGGUCUGUGAUUAUUCUAAGUUUUAAAUUUGUUUUGCAGUCUUUUAUGUUUAUUAUCAUAGGCAUAGAUGCAACUAAAUUCCUUAUUUUCUCCUUUAUUAUUCAGUCAGUGAAUCACAGGUUUUUUUGUUUCGUUUUGUUUAAGUAAUCUGUUAUCUCUAGAGUUCAUGAAGAUGUAGUAUCAUUUUUAUUAAACUGAAUAGAAUGGUAUACCAAUGACCUCUUAAUUACAAUUUUGAUUUGACUGCAAAACUUUUUCCUCCUCUAUGAGGAGAUGAUGUCUGCUUUAAGCUGUAAUGUUUUGCCAUGUUGCAAAAAGCCAUAAGAAUAAAUUAAAUAAUAAAAAAGCUUUUUCCUUUUCAAUUUCAUGUUAAUCUGGUUUGUCUAUCUACCAGAGACAGAUCUUAUAACUGUGACAGCCUCCUUAUGCGGGUCUAUCAUUAUUUGAUAGAAUGUCUUCUAAAAUACUUUACUCACAUUGUAAUUCAAAUUAGAAUGUCAUCCCAAAAGGAUCAUCUCCUGUUGACCUCAUUUCAUUGGAUCCAUGGUAUAUUUUUGUUGGUUAAUUAUAUCAGUGUUUCCUAAUUUGGGAAUUAGUUCUCAAGGUUUACUUUAAAUGCCCUGUGUCAUGUCUGGAUCAUGUACUGGUUAACUUCUUCCAUUCUCUACUACACAGUGACGUGAGCUUUCCAGUUUUGUAGAGCUCUGCUAUUACCAAAUUAUAUUUUUUAAAAGGAAAUUGUAUAACUUUUAGUAUGUUAGCUUUUGCUUUUAUCUGAAUACAUGAAGAAAUUGGGACUCUCUCUGAAGAGAGGGUGAGUAUUUCAUAUGGUUUUUUGUUUGCAUUUCAUCUUUUUUUUUCCUUGAAAAAAAAGAAACCAUUGCAUUUGGUUCAGGUUUUUCAGACUUGAAAAGAGCCCUUUCUCAAAUGUAGUAAAUUAUUUCAUUUCAGUUUAUGAAAGCAGGAUUUAACUCUGAAAGAAUUUUUGCCAGUGUAUCUAUUCAUGGUCAAUUGAGGAAACUCUAAUAGACUUUUAGGCCAAAUUAGGAUAUCAUAUAUUUUGUCUGGUUAAAUUCAACCUAGUGACCUCCACUUAGAAAAAUACAUAGGAAUGGACACUCCCAGUCCCCUACAAUCCUAUAGCAGAUCCAAAUAAUUAUAAUUAUAUUAUUCUUCAGAGUGUUUUUUUGAAAUAUGAAUGGUUUUCCCAAGAACAUAUUUGGUGACACCUUGUGUUUUCUUAUCAUAUUGGUUCCUAUUUUAUGACUGUUCCCAUGAAAGGGCUAAUAUGUUGCGUAUACUGAAGUACAAAGAUUUUGACCACCUGCAUUUUCAGCUACAGUGGUCAAAUAGAUCAGUGCAACCCCAAGGAUUAGGCUGAAGCAGAUGAACUUGAGGCAUUUGUAGUUUAAAUAUUGUUCAAUAUCAGCAAUUUCAUGUGAUCCAACCUAAUAUUUUUUAAGGCAGUUAUUUUCUUAGAUCUCAAUAGACUUAGUUGUUUUAGCUAUUUCAGCUUUUGGAGGUGUUUCAAAAGAUUUCCUUUGUCUGAAAGGACCACCUUGUGUGACCUGCCCUUUUUUUCAGUGUUAUUCAUUGGUAUAUAUCAAAGAAUAAAUCAAUAAAAUGAGUAAGUGAAAAAAGCCCUUUAGUAUAUCAUGAUUGCUAUUCCCAGGACUUAAAGGCAAAACAUAGAAGAUACUUGUUAAAAUCGGGCCAUAUGUAUUUAGAUUAUAAUUUUCAUAUGAAUGUCCUUGGACUAGUAAUUUAAAUUAAUUUAUUUUCCUUGCUUUCCAAUCUGAUUUGAAAGAGCACAAGCUGAUAGGUAUUUCUGCAGCAGAUAGAAUAUUAAAAUCAGGUUAUAUGUACACACUGCACUAUGAUGUACCUUUUGUAUUCUGGUAUAAAUAGGCAAGAAGAUCAUACUAUGUGUUGCUUGGCCAGUGGCAAAAACAAAUUUAUUUCAGUUCUAUGACUUGGAUUUUUUAACAAAGCCCAAAACACCAAAAAUGUAAACAAGAUAAGAGAUUAAUAUUAUGGUGAUAUAAUUUAAGUAAAGUUAUAUUUUGUUUAUUUUAAACAACUGAAGUCCUUAGGUAGAUGCUGUCUUUCAUUCAUUUUCAGCAAAAACUGUGCAAUUAAGUUUACAUAUGUUUUCACAUCCAAAAGGUGAAUAAUUAAAAUAGCACUUAAUUUUGUGUUUCUGCAUAUGUUUUGGUAUACAUCGUGCAAUUAAUAUUACACAUGUAAGUUGUAUGGCAGUUUACAGAACUCCGUGAUGUUUAUCAUAAUGCCUUCACGUGUACUACCAGUUCUUUCCAUUGAUUGUUUUUGAUUUGUACUUAAAUCCAUUCUGUCAUUUCCGACUUUAUAUGAAUCUCUAGUGUUAUGGGAAACAUAAUAGAUUGACACAUAAUUUUUAAAAACUAUAUUUGUAAAAUUUCUCUAUUGUAAAUAAAGCCUUUUAAUAUAUC
This is a messenger RNA of Hippopotamus amphibius kiboko, 5080 nucleotides long. It is a transcript of the gene MAN1A1, whose product is annotated as mannosidase alpha class 1A member 1. The transcript is spliced from 13 exons. Gene Ontology annotation, biological process: N-glycan processing; carbohydrate metabolic process. Gene Ontology annotation, cellular component: endoplasmic reticulum; extracellular exosome; Golgi membrane. The record is from RefSeq and is a predicted model, not a curated record. Gene Ontology annotation, molecular function: mannosyl-oligosaccharide 1,2-alpha-mannosidase activity; calcium ion binding. The coding region runs from base 531 to 2513 and encodes 660 amino acids. Lineage: Eukaryota; Metazoa; Chordata; Mammalia; Artiodactyla; Hippopotamidae.